ACCUAGUAGAGUCUUAUCGAAGUAUCGGACUGAUUCGUAUUGACGACAAUCGUUAUUUAUUCGUAUAUUUAAAACUUAUAUAAAGCUAGGGCUAUAUUGUUGCAAGAUAGAUGUAUAUAUAUAUAUAUGUAUAUAUAUAUAUUUCUUGUAACUUAUUUAGAUAAGACCUUUCCAAACUGUAAAGUGGCAGUUUAUAAGUGUAUACAAUAAAGUAACAUACUAACCUACGAUAUAGUGUAACAUUAAACCUAAAUUGAAAAAAAUGUUUAUCUAUCUUUUUUAUUUUAUAAAUAUAUGGACUUUAAAAAGUCACUAAACCGAUGCUAGAAUAAUUAAAGUUUAUUAAUAAUAUAAUAUUUAUCAAGUUUUCGUGCAUCUAUAAUGAUUAAUAUAUGAAGAUAUACUUUUGAUAUUAAAGAAUAGUUUUUGCAAAACUAUUUCAUUCAGAGUCGACUUUUGUUUGCAAAAAGUGUGAUUAUCGUUUAUUAAUGCUCAUAUAGAUUAUAUAUUCUGUAUACAUAACUGAUUAAAGAUUGAGUAUUUUGCUGCUAGAUGGUAAAAUUACAAAAUAAUAUUGCUUUGCAUUUAGAAAGAAAUUCAAGUGUUGCAUUUAAGCGGUGGUACAUUAUCCACCACGGCUUUUACAGAGAUGGUUGGAUUGGCGGGCGGGGGAGGUCACCUUUAUCCCUCGCCCCCAAUGCAACCUAAUCCAGAACUUAGAGAAAUGUCUGGAAUUGCACCCAGUGCUCCUACAAGUGCAGAUGCUUGUUUAAGUAUUGUGCAUUCUUUAAUGUGUCAUCGUCAAGGUGGUGAAAGCGAAGGAUUCAGUAAACGUGCUAUUGAAUCAUUGGUGAAAAAGCUUAAAGAAAAGAGAGAUGAGUUAGAUAGCCUAAUAACAGCAAUCACUACAAAUGGAGCACAUCCCAGUAAAUGUGUUACCAUACAAAGAACACUCGAUGGCAGGUUGCAAGUUGCUGGACGUAAGGGUUUCCCACAUGUCAUUUAUGCACGUAUCUGGAGAUGGCCAGAUUUACAUAAAAAUGAAUUAAAACAUGUGAAAUAUUGUCAAUUUGCUUUUGACUUAAAAUGUGAUUCAGUAUGCGUGAAUCCUUAUCACUAUGAAAGAGUUGUUUCACCUGGCAUAGGGGUUGGUUUCCCCCGCACAGACCCAUUCUUUGCAGACCUGUCUGGAUUGUCGCUGCAACCAGGAGUAGGUGUAGGGCCAGGCAGCAGAUUGGUGAAAGAUGAAUAUACUGUUGGGGGUGGCGGAUCAGCAGCUGCCGGGACAAUAGGAGCGGCUAUGGAUGUUGAUGGUGAAAUGAAUCAAACUAUUCAACACCAUCCGCCUGCACAACCUCCUACAGCAAAUAACACACCACAACCUCAACAAGGUUUUAUACCAGGUUUAGCACCACCUAAUCCAACUAAUGGUGAGGGUAUAUUUGGCAGUAGUGGGGGAGGGAAUAGUGGUAAUCCCCACACUAAAUUGGACGACAAUAAUUGCCCUAGGCAAACUUGGAUCCCUACACCUCAUCACUCUUCGACACAUAACAUACAUCAUCCAGUAGUACAUCCAAUGAGUCACACCGUAGGUAGCCAGCAGCAGUCAAUAAACACAGGCAGUGGAAGCAACAGUACUCAAAUAUUGAGUUCACCUCAAGGACAAUCAACAGACACAUUCUAUGGAACUACCACCCCUCCUCAAGAUAUUAAUCAACCGUCAACAAACGUUGAGGCCUUAGCAGCUUCCUUAGGCGAAGGUCAAAAUUCUCCAGUGUCACCUGUACAUAUUCACCAUUCAAAUGGAUUUACUGUUGGCACAGCAACGAAUCCAUAUAAUUCCGGAGCUCCGCAAUGGACAGGAGCUAAUACACUUACUUACACACAAAGUAUGCAACCUCCAGAUCAUAGACAUCUUCACGCUACAUCUUACUGGGCUGGUCAUGGAGGAGACGUUGCUGGAAAUAUUGGUGGAUUAUUGUCUACGCAACCAGCACCUGAAUAUUGGUGUUCUGUUGGUUAUUUUGAACUAGAUACACAAGUAGGAGAAACUUUUAAAGUUAGCAGCGGUUGCCCAACUGUUACAGUCGAUGGUUAUGUAGAUCCAAGUGGAGGUAACAGAUUCUGUUUAGGCGCAUUAAGUAAUGUACACAGAACGGAACAAAGUGAAAGGGCACGUCUACAUAUAGGAAAAGGUGUAGUGUUAGACUUAAGAGGCGAAGGGGAUGUGUGGUUAAGAUGCCAAAGUGAGCAUAGUGUUUUUGUACAGUCUUAUUAUUUAGACAGAGAAGCCGGUCGAGCACCUGGAGAUGCGGUACAUAAAAUAUAUCCUUCUGCAUAUAUUAAGGUGUUUGAUUUGCGUCAAUGCCAUAAACAGAUGAGAGGACAGGCAGCUACAGCGCAAGCUGCUGCUGCUGCACAAGCAGCUGCUGUUGCAGGUCAUCUUACGCAUGGAGCACCUAUAACUAAAAAUUUAAGUGCAGCUGCAGGUAUUGGAGUGGAUGAUCUUCGACGACUUUGUAUCUUACGUUUAAGUUUUGUGAAAGGUUGGGGUCCUGAUUACCCAAGGCAAAGCAUAAAGGAAACUCCAUGUUGGAUUGAGGUACAUUUGCACAGAGCUCUUCAGUUAUUAGACGAAGUAUUGCAUACUAUGCCAAUUGAUGGUCCACGUGGUAUCGAAUAAUUUUACAUACAUUUUGAUAAUAUACAAAAAGAAGAAGAAAGGUCACAAUGUUAGAGAUGUGAUGUGCAAAAUGUACAUUAUGUAUGUAAAGGGACUUUUAAUAUGUAACACAUUCUUAAGAUUUUAGAUUGAUAUAAUUUUUGAAAAUAGAAUGAAUGAAAUGGAAAUAUUCAAUACAAUCGCAAAAAAUUGAAGAAACUUUACCGUAUAAAUUUCAUUGAAGCAAGUGUUGGAGAAAAAGAAGAAGAAAAAACGAAACAGAAAAAAUUAAGUUUGAAAUACCAAUUAAAAUUCGUCUCAAUGGUUUACAGUAUAUACAGAUCAAGUCAGUUAAGAUCGACCAUUCGAAUAAUUUCUACACUAAAAUUGUAUUGUAAUUUGUACGCUUAGCUGACUCACGCUGUAUAUGGUACAAAUUAUAGAAAUAAAAUGUAUGCCACGGCCUUGUACUAUUUCAACAAUGUACAAAAAUUAAACAAAGGGGAUAUUAUUAUUUUUUAAUCAAAAAGUUAUAUUUUACUCUGACGAAAUAUAUCUGCAAAAGAAAAGAAAAAAAAGAAGAAGAUUAAAAAUGUAUUCUAGUAGACAUUUGGUCUAUCUUAUUAUAAAGCUGAAAUUAUUUAAAAAAAGAAGGCAGCUGUUUCAGCUUGAAUAAAAUGCAUUGAGUAAAACAAAAUUAAAAGAAAAGAAAACAUGUAAAAUACAUUCUCAAAAGAAAUAGUCAUAACGUUAUUUUAUUGAAAUCAAUGUAUGAGAUACAUUAUCAUCAUUGAUGAUAAUAUUCAUAUCAAUAUAUGAGAUUUAUCUUUUAAUAUAGUUUGAAAUAUGUAAUCUGCUAAAUACAAUGAACUUAACAUUUGUAAUAUACUAUUUGGAAGAAGAAAAAGAAGAAGAAAGAAA
Molecule: messenger RNA, 3583 nt
Organism: Polistes canadensis
Lineage: Eukaryota; Metazoa; Arthropoda; Insecta; Hymenoptera; Vespidae
Gene: Med
Product: mothers against decapentaplegic homolog 4
Exons: 12
Coding region: 650-2683 (677 amino acids)
Biological process (GO): transforming growth factor beta receptor signaling pathway; cell differentiation; SMAD protein signal transduction
Cellular component (GO): heteromeric SMAD protein complex
Molecular function (GO): RNA polymerase II cis-regulatory region sequence-specific DNA binding; DNA-binding transcription factor activity, RNA polymerase II-specific; I-SMAD binding
Source: RefSeq, a predicted model, not a curated record